Molecule: messenger RNA, 2425 nt
Organism: Papaver somniferum (opium poppy)
Lineage: Eukaryota; Viridiplantae; Streptophyta; Magnoliopsida; Ranunculales; Papaveraceae
Product: protein LNK1-like
Exons: 9
Coding region: 295-2010 (571 amino acids)
Biological process (GO): circadian rhythm; regulation of DNA-templated transcription
Source: RefSeq, a predicted model, not a curated record
GUAGUAGCUGAAGAAGAAUCUGGAAAGGAAAAAAAAAAAAAAAAGAGUAGAACUCAACUCUCUCUUUGUCCAAAUUACGGCGAUUUUUCAUUUAAUCAGAUAGACUAAUUAUACUUCUGAUUUUAGUGAAUUUGUGAUUGUUUUUGGAAGAAUUUAGUGAAUUUUUUUGUUAGAUUUUUCAUUUUUGAGCUGUGUUGGAUAGAAAUUAGAGUUUUGAUUUUGUGUAAAUCAAGAGAUUGAUUUUGGUUGAAGAUGCAAAUAGAUCGAUUUGAACAAGGAUAAAGAAGUAAUCAAAUGACAGAUUGGUCUGAAUAUCAGCUUGAUGAGUUUGUAUGGGAUGAGUUUAAAGAGAGUGGUGACCAUAUAGUUCCUCAUCCCGGUAAUGAACAAAUCAAUCAUGGUACUUCUCGUGACGAUUCUUGUAAGAAGCGGUUAAAAUCUGUUAGAAAUAGUUCAGAUAGUGAUAUUGGAGCUAGGGAUACUGAAAACAAGGAGAUGAGUUGUGCAACUGUAAAUGAAGCAAGGGGUCAGAUGCUGGAAAAUCAUUCCUGGUCUUGUAUGCUUAAUGAUUCCUGUCAGACUGAUUCUACGAAAGAAAUGGCUAGUUUAGGUGAUGGGAACUGUAUUAAUGGUAACAAUAAUGGUGCUAAGCUGGGAAAUAAUGGUGCUUCUGCUUCAGUUAAUGGAAGUCUGUCUCAAUUCACACUUGAUAUUUCAGCAGCAAACACUGACAUGGAGCUUUUUGGUAAUGACCAUGAGGAGAAGGACAAUGCUUUUCUUUCUUAUUAUGGAUGGCCUGAUAUUGGCAAUUUUGAGGAUGUCGACAACAUGUUUAGAACCUGUGAUUCUACGUUUGGUCAAGGAGACAUAACUACUGCUGGUGAUGAUUUCUCAUGGUUUCCACCAUCCUCGAAGGCAAUUGAUGGCUCUGAAGAUGCUCUCAAGUCAGGGUUCAAAUCUCCCUGUUCAGAUUUGAGCAAAGUGAAACAUGAGGAAGCGGAAUUCAAAUUCAUGCCUGUUACCGCUACUCAAGUGGCCAAUGAAACUGAUCAAAUCACCGCUCCCAAUGAUUAUGCUGUGGGUUUACAGCCCAUGGAUGGUAGUGAUUAUGCUAAUCUGGGUUUCUCAUACUGUAACAUGGUGGAUACGAAUGUUGAAUCCUCUGUGCCAAUGGAACAGGUCAAUUUUCAAGAAAAACAGUUACAGAACCACAACCAAAUUGAAGGGAAAAGAGUGGACAGUUCUUCGGAGCAUUUAAGUAGUGGUUCUUUUCAAAGUUCUCGCACAACAGAACAAUUUUCAAAUUUUAUAACUGAGGAGGCUGGUUUUGCACUAUUGUCCUUAAAAGCUUGCGACACAUGGAAUCUUUUGCAGCAGGUAGAAAGGCCAUCCAAUCCUUCUCUAAAUGCUUCGUCUAUGAUGCUGGAAGAAAAGAGUCACUCACAUCAGCAAACACUACCCACUUCUGAUGCUCAUCUUGCAGUCACGAAGCAGCUGCAGAACAUUCAAGAUAGAGUUGGGAACUGUAGUGAUCCAGAUUCUUCAUGUGUACUUGAAGGCUCUAGCAAUAACUCCAUGUCAACAGAUGAAAGCUCUCUAGAAGCCACUAGUUUCCGGCAGCUAAAUUAUGUCAUGGAACAGUUGGAUCUCAGAACAAAGCUAUGCAUCAGAGACAGUUUAUACCGCUUGGCAAGAAGUGCAGAGCAGAGAAACAAUUUUGAAAACUCAAACAAUUGUUUCGUGGAUGGUGGUGAUAGAAAUGAUGCACAGAUGACUGGAGACACAAAUAAGAGCUUCAUAUUUAUGGAUAUUGAAACAGAUACGAACCCGAUAGAUCGUUCGAUAGCACAUUUACUUUUCCACAGACCUAAAGAUCCUGCUGAAGGUGCCAAAUUCACGGAGUUCCGUAGCAUAGGGUCUACUCAGCCUAUGGUGCCUGGGAAACUGGUUAGUCAGGAAGAAGUCCCUAGAGUGAUGGAUACGAAGCUGGUGUAUAAAGAUCGUUUUUAAGAAAAUUGUUAAGUUCCCAACUUAAUCACCGUGUACCAAGCCUGUAUCAUGCUUUACAUGAAAGCCUGAGGCUGUAUCCACCACUUCCUAUUUUGUAAAUGAAGAUGUGUAUCCACCCAAAUGGGACUGUUAGCAAGAAUCUUUAUAUCAAUGUAUGUAUUGGCAAAGUCAGGAAGAAGUCCCUGGAGUGAUGGAUACGGAGUUGGUGUAUAAAAUCACCAAGGUCUCAACUUAAUCACUGUGUACCCAGCCUGCAUUUUGAUGCUAGUUCUGCUUACCUAAAUACUCUUGAGUGUACAUUGAGAUGAGCGUAUUGUCUUUUUUUAUAAUCACUGAAAGCUAUUUAAACAAAACCCAUCCGUCUCUCUACCUAUUGCUAGCUAAUUGUACAAUCUAUGAGAAGAUGAUCAACAAA